Molecule: messenger RNA, 705 nt
Organism: Olea europaea var. sylvestris
Lineage: Eukaryota; Viridiplantae; Streptophyta; Magnoliopsida; Lamiales; Oleaceae
Product: protein yippee-like
Exons: 5
Coding region: 87-476 (129 amino acids)
Cellular component (GO): ubiquitin ligase complex
Source: RefSeq, a predicted model, not a curated record
UCGUAUCAAUUUUGGGCAAUUCCUUUAAUUUUGGGCAAUUACUUUUAAAGGAAAGGAUUCUAUUACGAUUUUCAAGUGAUAUCACUAUGGGAAGGCUCUAUGUGAUCACUCUUGAAGGAAACUUGUAUUCGUGCAAGUACUGCAAAACCCAUUUUGCUUUAUCUGAUGAUAUUAUCUCAAAGUCUUUCCAAUCCAAGAAUGGGAGAGCUUAUCUCUUCAAUAAGGUUGUAAAUGUCACUGUUGGAGAGAAAGAAGACAGGAUAAUGAUAACUGGAGUGCACACAGUUGCCGACAUAUUUUGCACGGGUUGUGGCUCAAUUGUGGGAUGGAAAUAUGAAGCGGCUCAUGAGGAAAGCCAAAAAUACAAGGAAGGAAAAGUCAUUCUUGAGAGGUUUAUGGUGCUGGGUCCUGAUGGAAGCCAAUAUAUUCCAGAAUCCCAUAUAGUUGGACCUGGAAGUGAUGCUGAUGAUAUCUGAUUAAUUUUCUCAGAUUUUUUGUGGCCGUUCAACUCUAUUUUCAAACUGUACAUCCUUUGCCCUCCUUUCGUAUUUCUCCCUUUCAAGUUUAUACUAGUUCAGAUGCAAGCACACCCACAUUGGUUUCUAAAUUCGGCUCAAUUCUUUUGGUCUGAAUUUAUUAGGCAGAACGUAUUGUUAGCAUGUUUUAUUUUGCAAAAUGAAGUUUACUCUGUCAUGCACACUGCAA